Messenger RNA from Lontra canadensis (Northern American river otter), 1210 nucleotides. RefSeq names its product thioesterase superfamily member 4 (gene THEM4). NCBI's taxonomy places the organism in Eukaryota, Metazoa, Chordata, Mammalia, Carnivora, Mustelidae. The coding region runs from base 1 to 816 and encodes 271 amino acids. The record is from RefSeq and is a predicted model, not a curated record. The transcript has 7 exons.
AUGCUGCGGAGCUACGUCUACCUACUGCGGACACCGGGAGUCCUCUGCGGCCCGCUGGGAGGCGCGUCCCCGCCGGCGGGGGACUCGUGGGCGCUGCCUGCCGAGAGGAACAGGAAGGGGACACCGGCGUUAGGCAGCCUCCGGGAUGUUGGACUCUGGUCUGCAGGUCGGGGAGGAUGGCUGCGGCUGAGACCGAGGUCAUAUUCAUCAGAGGUUGUUCAUGUGGACCAUUCUCUCCCCAACCCCAGCUGGAGCAAGGACAUGAGACUCAUUUUUGACCAGUUCAUGAAGAAGAGUGAAGAUAGCUCUUGGAAACGUUUGCCUUCAUAUAAAUUUACAUCUUCUAAAAGGCUUGAAGAGGUCAAAACCUUUUUUCCUGAUGCAAAGCCUGUGAAAGAAGAACCAUUGUCACAGGCUCGGCUCUUUCCCAGAAGCUUUGAGGAAGGUCUGGGGUUUGAAUAUGCGAUGUUCCAUAAUCAUGUUGAAAACAGGACAGUUUGUAUAUUGCAAGGAGGUCCUUACCUGCAAGGAAUACCUGGAUUCCUUCACGGAGGUGCCAUUGCAACCAUGAUUGAUUCUACUGUUGGUAUGUGUGCACUUAUAACUGGGGGAGCUGUCAUGACUGCCAAUCUCAACAUCAAUUUUAGGAGGCCUAUCCCCCUUUGUUCUGUUGUUGUGAUAAAUAGCCAGCUUGAUAAAAUUGAAGGAAGGAAACUGUUUGUUUCCUGUAAUGUCCAAAGUGUGGAUGAAAAGACCCUGUACUCUGAGGCAACAAGCUUAUUUGUAAAACUGGAUCCUAAAAAAAGUUCGCCAUAAAAGUUUCUGGUGCAUUCUGCACCAACCUGCACUGGACUCUCCUUCCCUCCAGAAGAAGCUGGUGUCUCUGGUCCUGCCCUGCUUACCUGCUUUUGAGGCCCCCCAGGGGGUGAAGCCUGCUAAUACUGAUCUCCCUGAACAAAUCUUCGGAAUACAACUCCAGGAGCUGUUCGCACCUUCUAAACUCUUUUAACACAGAAGGACUCUCUGUGACAGUAUCAGCAGUUCUUUGUGUGUCCUCAGAAUAAGUUUCUGGUUCUCCUAAAUUUGAAUGGGCUCCUUAAGGUUGCAUAAGCAUGGUGUCUGCCCCAUUGCAGACUGAAGAAAAUUCAUGUUGAAACUCUUACCACAAACUAGAAAAUGCCAGAAAACUGAAGGAAGGGGUGUGUGUGUG